GUGAAUGAUGUCGGUGUCGAGGCUCGCGUGCGUCUUGUGCGUUGCGCUCGUGUGCGCGGCGGCGCUCAUCUGCGUGUGCGCGCUGCUGCUCUUGCGGAUGCAUCGGUGCUGCGAGGAGAACGGCGAGUUCCCACACGCCGCCGUCGCCGCUGACUCGCUCACGUGCUCUCACAUUGGCAAGGAUAUUCUGUUAAAAGGCGGCUCAGCAGUAGAUGCUGCUAUUUCUGCGCUGCUAUGUACAUCAUUAAUUAAUCCUCAGAGCAUGGGAAUUGGAGGAGGCUCCGUCUUCACCAUCAUGAGCAAAGAUGGUGACGUGAGUGUGAUCAACUCAAGAGAAACGGUCCCUAAAAGCUUCCCACCAAAACUCCUGGACAAAUGUCCCACUUCCAUGACAUUAGAUCAACUCGGUGCAGGGUGGAUUGGUGUUCCAGGUGAGCUGCGUGGCUAUGCCUAUGCUCACUCCAGGUUCGGUAAACUGCCGUGGAAGCAACUGUUCCAGCCCAUUGUCAAACUGGCCAGAGAUGGCUUUCCUGUUCCCGAGUACCUCGGCCAACUUCUCAGACACCCAUACGUCACUAAACUGGUGCAGAGCACGUCACUGUGUCAAGUAUUUUGCCACGAGGAUAAAACCGUUCUUGGUCCAGGUGAUACACUACGAUACCCAAAACUUGCUGAGACUCUGGAAAUAAUUGCGGAAAAGGGGGCCGAAGAGUUUUAUAAAGGCAAAAUCGCACAAGACUUAAUCCAAGAUGUGAAGGCAGAAGGUGGAUCAUUGUCAUUAGAGGAUCUAAGCUCUUUUCAUGUGAUAGUGAAUGAAGCAUUAUCGGUUCCGUUAGGUGAUUUUACGAUGCAUUUCCCUCCUCCUCCAUUCGGAGGUGCUCUACUCAGCUUCAUCCUCAAUGUCAUGCAGGGUUUUGGACUUUCUCCGUCGUCUGUGAAGUAUGAGGAGAGGAAACUGACACUUCAUAACUACAUAGAAACACUAAAGUUUGCAAAUGGACAGAGGAAGAAUAUCAGAGACCCGCUGCACAGCCAACACAGAACACAACAUCUGUUGGAUUCAGCCUUUGUUGAUCACAUCAGGUCGAUGAUCAGCAGCAGUGGUACACACCCGGUGUCUUACUACAAUGUCACCCCCUCCACCGAUCGAUUCGGGACAACGCAUGUUUCUGUUCUAGCAAGUGAUGGCUCAGCCGUUUCUGUCACCAGCACCAUCAAUCACUUGUUUGGAUCAGGCAUCUAUUCUCCUAAAACGGGGAUCAUACUGAACAACGAGCUAGCGGAUUUCUGCGGAAAAGCCGAUUCUGUCUCUGCAGGUGAACAGCCCCCAUCCUCCAUGUCACCUGUUAUUAUCCACUCAAAGCACAGAGAGAAAGUUCUAGUUAUUGGAGGAUCUGGAGGGAGUCAGAUUAUCACCGCCAUGGCCACGGCAAUAAUGAACAAACUGUGGUUUGGGAUGAACCUGGAAGAUGCCAUCAAAGACAAAGUGGUUUUUGUCAGCUCAGAUAAUUCAGUGGAGUUUGAGCAAGGGUUUGAUAAGUCGAUGAAGGAUGCCAUGCAGUCUUUCGGACAUGAUGUAAAAGAUAAUAAAUUUUCCUUUAAUGUUGUGAACGCCAUAAUGAAAGAGCAUGGCUGCAUCACUGCUGUCUCUGAUGGUAGGAAAAAAGGAAAUGCAUCAGGUUACUGAUCAAGUCCAAAAAUCAAGGUUGUAAGGAGGGGAAUUAUCAAACACAAUGGGCAAAUCCAGGAGGCAAGGGUCAAAAGAUGAAAUGCAAUCACUACAAGAAGCAACUGAACUGAAGCAGAGCUACUUCACAGAAAAAAACUAACCUGGAAAAAAAUUUCAAAAUCAAGCAGCAGAUUCUGUUCUGUUCGUCUAAGGUAAUAUAUAUUAUUGAUACAGACUUGGAGUUAAACUUAUCAUUGAGUACCCUACAAAAAAGUACACCAUGAAAAGCUGAAACAUCACACAGAGCAGCAAAUAAACCAAACUGAGCCAAACAGCAGACUGUGCCUAAAGUGAAUGUAAAUGUGACAUUAUUUAGACUAUUUUUCAUGUAGCCUUAUAUGUUGUAUGAUGUUUAAUACUGUUUUGUAUAAUUUUGCAUAAUCGUGAUGUAACUAUAGGUUUUGUACUGAUUUUUAAACUUCUUUACCAUAUAUAUUUUUUAAAGUAUAGGGGUUUCUUUUGGCAUCUAGCAGGACUUACACAGCCAACUGACAAGCAUUGUUCAUUUUUGCAUUAGCCUAAAUGUUAGCCUUAUUUUUUGUGUGUUUAUAGUAGCCAUGCAGUUAUUGUUGUUUGCUUUCCCAUGGAGUACAUCAUUGUUGACUUAGACACUUAAAAUAGCAUUGACAAUACUACAGGACCAUUAAAGGAAAUAAGCAUAAUCAGAAAAAAAAGAUAUACUAUAUUGCACUCGUAGUGGGCACUAAAAUAGUUACAAAUAUUAUAGAUUUUUUUAUUAUAUUUUUUAAUGUGACUUGAUUUUUUGAAUCUGGUUAUAAUCUGUUAUCACUUAAGUGGUAUAAAUGUGUGUGUUGUGGAACAUUAUGUGGAACAAUCUACACGUGUGUGUUUUUACAUGUGUAAUAAAAUGACUUUUUGAAACCACA
Molecule: messenger RNA, 2616 nt
Organism: Pangasianodon hypophthalmus (striped catfish)
Lineage: Eukaryota; Metazoa; Chordata; Actinopteri; Siluriformes; Pangasiidae
Gene: ggt5b
Product: gamma-glutamyltransferase 5b
Exons: 13
Coding region: 5-1687 (560 amino acids)
Biological process (GO): glutathione catabolic process; inflammatory response; leukotriene D4 biosynthetic process
Cellular component (GO): plasma membrane
Molecular function (GO): leukotriene-C(4) hydrolase activity; glutathione gamma-glutamate hydrolase
Source: RefSeq, a predicted model, not a curated record